Messenger RNA from Gossypium raimondii (Peruvian cotton), 1883 nucleotides. RefSeq names its product F-box/kelch-repeat protein At3g23880. Lineage: Eukaryota; Viridiplantae; Streptophyta; Magnoliopsida; Malvales; Malvaceae. The record is from RefSeq and is a predicted model, not a curated record. Bases 23 to 1360 code for a protein of 445 amino acids. The transcript is spliced from 2 exons. Gene Ontology annotation, molecular function: protein binding.
UUCCCUUCUCCUUUUUUUUUAGAUGCUCCACUACAGUGUGACAGUGAUUCGAACAAAUAAGUUCCGGGAAAUGGAAAACCAAGAACCAACCCCGACCCAACCAAAUCAACGACUCGGCUCGCCGAGUCAAGAACUGCCCUCGACUUCUUCUAAUGAACAAACUCAGAAACGGAACCGCCCUGAAUCACCGCAACGCAAAAGCGACGAUUCUGCUCAAUCCCCCAAACGGUCGAGAAACGGCAGCCUUCCUCCGCAGUCGUUUCCUCAAGAAAUAAUUUUUGAAAUCCUCUUGAAUUUGCCCGUUCAAUCCCUCCUCCGUUUCAGGUGUGUUUCCAAACCCUGGAAAUCCCUCAUAGCUGACAAUUUCUUCAUCAAAAAGCACCUCAAAAGAGCCCAAAACGACCCCGAAUUCUCCAAAAAGCGAGUCUUAAUAAACACUUCAAGCAUCCAAACUGGAUCCAGCAUCAAAUCAUGCUCCCUUAAGUCUAUAUUCGAAGACCCAAAUGUUAAUACCACGGAAAUCGAAUACCCAUCGAAGAAAGCUUCUCGUUAUGAUUGGAUUGUGGGCUCAUGUAAUGGCUUGAUUUGCAUAGCUAUUAGAGAAGAUACAGUCCUUUUAUUAAACCCGACUUUAAGGGUUUCCAAAAGGUUGCCUGAUUUAGGGUUUAAGAAAAGGAGGGGUUGCUAUACUGUUUAUGGGUUUGGUUUUGAUGCUUCCGGUGAUGAUUAUAAAGUUGUUAGGGUUUUUUGUUAUCAAAGUAAGGGCUUUGAAGAUGGUUACGAGAGUAUAGUUAGGGUUUAUUCAAUGAGAACUAAUUGUUGGAGAAGGAUUCAGGAUUUCCCGUUUGGGGUCCCUUUUAGUGAAGCUGGGAAACAUGUGGAUGGGACUUUGAAUUGGGCUGUUUUAAGUAGACAAUAUAGGGAUUUUUCGUGUACUAUUGUCUCCCUUGAUUUGGCUCAGGAGACGUAUAAGGAAGUGACCCAACCGUGCUAUGGCAACGGUGCAGGUGAAAGGAUAUUAGGGGUCUUGGAUGGAUGUCUAUGUGUGCUUUGUAGUUAUGGGAGAUUGUAUGCUGAGGUUUGGGUUAUGAAAGAAUAUGGAAAGAGAGAGUCUUGGACUAAGCUGGUUACUAUUCCAUACACACCGAUUCCUGGGUAUGAAAUGUUUUUGACACCUUUAUCUGUAUCGAAAAGUGGUGAGAUCUUGUUGCGUUUUGAGGUGAAUAUGCUUCUGUACAAUCCCGAGAAGAAUAUGUUCAGGAUUCCCAUGUUUCCUUAUGAUGCUUUUUCUUAUAUUGAUCAACAAGAAGUCUAUGAAGAGAGCCUUGUUUCGCCGACUGUAGUCAAUCAGCAUAGAUGAAUGGUGUCAAUAGCUAACAAAGAUAAAGAUAGGAACGUAAAAGGAGUACUUGAUUUGGAAUAUGAUUCAUUUAAUUAAAUCUUUAAGAUGGGCUGCAGGUUGCAUUGUUUGUCGAAAAGUAUAACUCCCAAUUUGGGCUACUGAUGGAGUUUUUGCAUGUUCAGCUACAAACUUUCCUCACUGUUUCGGUCAGUUUCGGUCAUUGUUGUUUUCACUCUUAAACCUUCUUGUUGAUUAGGUUACAGUUAGUUCCACUUUCUGAUAAUUUUCACUCAAAUCGUGUCAUGUUUUUUAGCGUUGCAAUAUGUUUGUCACUGUGUAAAUCUGUCACUGAUUAUUUUCAACUUGUUCUGCUAAUGUAGUUUUAACUUUGAAUGCUGUUUUGCUGUAUACAUAUUAGCAGGCACUGUGUAGUUAUAUGUUUCAAAUUAGAUGUAAGAGUAUGUUUUUUCUUAUCAAUCUAAUUGCAGAUGUAAUUUGUUUCUCUGCUGUUCUGUUUGAAAUUUAAGCUUCCUUCAAUCAA